GUAUUUUAUUAAGUUAAAUAAAAUUCUGCAAGAGUAGUGAUACACUUCCCUACAAGUCUUUGUUUAGGGUUGCCUGGAUUGCCAGCAUGGAGGGUAAAAGCUAUAGGACGAAAAAAUUCAAAUUUUUAUAUUUGCGGAUGCAGACUUGCAGAGUAAUAUUUUAAGACAGUAGUUUUUUUUUUUCCCUGAGCAAUUACUCCUCUCUCCUCCAUCUUUCUCCUUUUUCUCUUCUAUCUCCUAGCAUUUACCACCAGCCCAACCUCAACCUUCCGCCGCCACCCAUUGUCAAGGUUUCUUACCGACUACUGCCACCAUCUCCCUUCUACCGCCGUCCCUUCUUUCCACCAUCAUCUUUACUCCAUUUUUUUAAUAACAGGGUAGGUGCGCUAAAUUCAAUUCAGUAGCAGUCGAAAUUGACCAAUAAUUUCAGAUCGAUAACCUUCUCGCUCAAAUAUGAUCACAAAGGAAUUGUAUUAUACCUUCAUUGAAUAUUUUUAAUGAAUUAUUUCUUCUUUGGCCUCUCCUCAUUUUCAGAUCUGCUAUUUUAUUUUUGAUGAGCAGUGCAUAAAUGGUAGUUUGCAAGGUGGGAUUGGGUUUAUAAGGUGGUUGAUGGGGGUGUUCCGUUCAAUGGUGUAACUCUGUUUCAAGCUUGGCUUUCCAUGGAGUUUGAAGCGCAAGAAAGUUUUAUUGCUUUUACCUAGUAAAGAUGCCAAACUUUUAAACAAGUAAGGGCUUGUUUGGUUGCACAAAGAAAAAGGGAGAACUAGAAAAUUACGAGAAUUUGAAAAAAUAGAUGAGUUGUUUGGUUGACAAUAAAAAGUGUAAAUAUGAGAAUUGCAAAUUCACGGGAAUUGUGAUUUCUCACUAAACAUGGAAAAUUAAUUACCUGACCCCCUACGUAAGUCAAAAUUCCCAUGAUUUGGAAUUUCUGUCAUCUCAACCAAACAAGUUUAAUUUCUACGAAUUGGAUGUAGGUAUUUAAUUCCCAUAAAAUACAAAUUCCCACGAAAAGUAAAUUCCCAUAUCAAAUAAACACCAAAAUAUCACCCAAUAACAAAUCCUUCUGUAAUUUUUACCCCAUUGGUUUUUACUCUGUUAAUUACUUCUUGAAUUUAAUCCAAGCGGGCCCUUAUUAGUAAUCAUUCAUCGGUAAUUAUUGACUUCCCUACAUGUCUAUAUUUAUCUUUAACUUUUGGUCGUCUUAGUACUACAGUGCUUGCAAUUCUAUGUGCUUUCCACUUCAAUUCCAUGUUAUUUCCAUAACAAUACUGUACUACACACUUGACUUUUCCCUACUAUAUAAAUUAAUAUAUAAACUUUUCACAUUACACUUUGUUUCAAUUUAUAGUGCAAAAAGACCAUCAUCAAAAACAAAACAACAUGAAUGCCAUAAUACAAAAUACAGUAGAAGGAUUAUUAGCAAAUGAAGCUCAUGGAAUAAUUGGAAUGGUGUUGUCACGCAUCAAUGCGGAAAUCAAACUAGCUCGCGGUUUCAAGAAAGAGUUAGAGGUGGUUCAAGGGCAGCUCACUCGAUUAAUUGGGCUAUUACAUGGUGCUUCUUGCCAGUCGAUCACCAAUCCAUUGAUAGUCGAUUGGCUCAAAAAUAUAGAGGAUGCUGCUUACGAUGCAGACGACUUGAUUGACCAAUGGUCAUAUGAAGCUCUACAGGCUAAAAUUAUCUGUACUCGAAAGAGGGACAAGUUUAGACGUGGUGUCUCUAAGCCCUUUUCACGCUUACGUAUUGGUCACAAAGCGAGUGACUUAACAAGCUUGAUUAACAACAUCUAUGAUGAUGCUAAUAAGCUUGGCAUUAGACCUAUCAAAGUUGCUUCAAGAGAUGUGUGUGAAGAUCAAGAAACAAGCAAACUUCGUAACCAGCGACACUAUGUGGAUGAAAAGUUGCUCAUAGGAAGGGACGAAGACUUAACACGCCUUGUUAAGUUAAUAUGUGAUCCUAACAACAACAAUUCAUCCCCUCUCACCGUCAUAAGCAUAGUGGGAAUGGCAGGUUUGGGAAAGACGACAUUGUGUAAACGCAUUUCCAAGGAAAAAGAGGUGUUGGAAUUCUUCAACUCUGUAAUUAUUUGGCUUGUCAUCUCUCGGACGUAUGAUCUUCUAGAUUUUUUAAACAGAAUGGUGGAGAUACUAUGCAGAAAAAAUCCAUCCAUGAGAGAUAGACAAGCACUGAUAUCAGAGCUUCAUGAAAAGUUGAAGGAUAAAAGGUAUUUACUCAUAUUGGAUGAUGUAUGGGAUACAAUUCAUUGGGAAUCCUUGAAAUCCACUCUAGAGGAAAUUGGUGGAUCUUAUGGUACUACUGUACUAGUGACUUCUCGCAACAAAGAUGCAGUAGGAAAAAUGGUGAUGGAUUGUUGUGAUAGUAAAGGUAAACAUAACAUUAAAAGACCUUCUAUCUAUAUCUUGCAGGGAUUGAGUGAAUCUGACAGUUGGUCGCUAUUUUUGGCAAGAAUAAGUGAUGAUAGUCUAGUUGAUAGCGAAAAAGAAGCUAUUGCAAGAAGAAUGAUGAAGAAUUGUGGAGGCGUUCCUCUAGCCAUAAGAGCACUAGGGGACCUUCUAAGGGACCAAAGUCUGAAUAGAUGGAAGGAGAUUGAGAAAAGUCAUACAUGGACAAAAGUGGAUAGGAAUGAUAUUUUGCCUUCCUUGAGGUUAAGUUACGACUCCUUGCCAAGCAUGACUCUGAAAAAAUGCUUUGCUUAUUGUGCCAUAUUUGGAGAAGACGAGGUCAUUAACAAGAAUAAGUUGAUCUACAUGUGGAUGGCUCAGGGCUACUUGCAACCUUAUGAGGUAAUGGAGGAUAAAGGGGAAGAAUAUGUCGAGCAUCUGUUGAAUAGUUCUCUUUUCCAAGAAGCAGAAAUGGAUGAGUGUGGCAAAGUGAUGACAUUUAAGAUGCAUGAUCUAGUAUGGUCUCUUGCUCGAGUUGUUUCAAUAGGGGAGUGCUUGUGCUCAGAUGGAGAUGUAAGAUCAAAUGAGGUUCUACGACACCUAUUAGUUCCCAAGCAGUCUAAAAGUAGAGAGCUCACUCUCACCUCCUAUACAAAGUUGAGAACAUGUUUGCUUUUCAAGGAGUUUGAAAAUCCUCGCCUACAUUUUUGGUUAAAAUGUAGGCACUUAAGGGUGUUAAAUAUAGGUUGGAAUUGGAGCGAGGAUUUAGAUUGGGAGCCGUUGGGUAGCUUGAUACAUUUGAGGUACUUUGAAAUUGCUGUCGACAAUGGUUUGGGUGUCAUUCAGUCUAACCUUGCUGAACACAUCACCAAACUUUACCACUUGCAAACACUUUGUAUAAACAACUUACACAUUGAGAAAGAUCCAUGCAUGACUCAAUUUCCAAAACAAAUAGGUAAUUUGGUAAAUUUACGGCACAUCCUUGAUGAUGAUAUCAUUGGUAUACCUAUGGGGUUGGGUCUUUUAACUGCUUUACGAACUUUGCCUGCUAUCAAUUUAGAAAUGAAUUGGGGCGGGAAAUUAAGUGACCUUGGUUCAUUGACUAAUCUCAGAGGUACAUUGGAAAUCCACAAUCUAUGUUUUUUAGAUGGUGAAGAAGAAGCUCGUGAGCAAGUUCUAGACAACAAGUCAUAUCUUGACAGUUUAGUUCUGAGAUGGGGUUUUAGUAAAUGUCCGGCAGUUAAGGAUAAUCCCCACGCGAAUGAGAUCCUAGAAGCUCUGCAACCUAACGCGAACUUAAAAAUGCUUCAGAUUUGGAAUCAUGACGGUACUAGAUUUCCAAGAUGGUUGAUUGAAGAAGGAAGUUCCUCACUUUCCAACCUCGUCUCCUUGAAGAUUUAUAGAUGUACAGCCGAAGGGAAUCUAACAUUAGAGAGUUUCAGAUCUCUUCGUUUCUUACAAGUGGAAUACUGCAAGAAGCUGACUAUUACAUUACGAAACGAAGGAUUCCAAUGCUGCAAUUCGCUUGAACAGAUAGUAGUAGUUGGUUGUUAUCAAGUCGAAAAUCUUGGAGACUUUUCCUCUUUAACACAGCUUCAUUCUUUAACCUUAAAAAAUAGCCAACUAGUAGGGUUGGGAAGUCUUCCUUGUGUAAGGGAACUACACACUGAUGAAUUAGUACUACUUGCACACUUGGGCGAAGAUAGUCCUGUUUGCAAAUCCCUCGAAGUUUUAACAUUGGAGGGGUUCCACUUGUAUGACAAUGAUGAUACAACUGUUCUUCCUGAUCAGCUCAAAUAUUUGAGGGCACUCCAAUGCUUGAAAAUCGGACACUCCGAAUGCUUGGAAACAAUACCCGACUGGCUAGGGAAACUGACAUCUCUCAGAGAGCUGCAUCUUUCUGGCUUGCCUAAACUAAAGAAUCUGCCUUCCCUAGAAGCAAUUCGGCAUCUCUCGAAUUUAGAAACUUUAGAAAUGGCUGGUUGCCCUCUUCUGUUAGCAGAUGUUGAGAGUGAAAGUGGAGAGUGGCUUAAAAUUGCCCAUAUCCCUCCUUUCAUAUACUACUGAUGUAUAGUAAUGAUGAUUUUGUGAUUCAAUCUUUUGCCAACAAUACACAUUAUUGGUGGAUGUUUUUAUAUGUCUGGUGUUCUAAGUUUUAAUUUUGAAACUGUCCAAACAUAUUUCAGGCAAUUUGGUUUGGUGUUUGCUGUAUAUUUAUAUCUACAGCUCUGGUUUGGUGUUUACUGUAUAUUCACUCUGUCAAAAAAUCCAUUUUGUGUUUAUUAACCAGAAUUGUGUAAGGCCCUGUAAGCUACUGUCAAAAAAAAAAAAAAAAUUCACGAAUUGUGAAUCUAUGUAAUAAUGUCUUUUGUCUCGUAUGACAUGCCGAAUUUUGGGUUAACAAAUUGAGUUGGAUAAUUUGAAUAGUGAAAGUCAAGAU
Chenopodium quinoa (quinoa) is the source of this 4840-nucleotide messenger RNA. Its product is annotated as putative disease resistance protein RGA4. Gene Ontology annotation, molecular function: ADP binding. The transcript is spliced from 2 exons. The record is from RefSeq and is a predicted model, not a curated record. Lineage: Eukaryota; Viridiplantae; Streptophyta; Magnoliopsida; Caryophyllales; Amaranthaceae. Bases 1381 to 4467 code for a protein of 1028 amino acids. Gene Ontology annotation, biological process: defense response to other organism.